AUGAAAAUUUUAGCGAAGAUUAUAAAUGCUUAAAUAAGCAAUACCUAGAAUGUAAAGAAGAAAAUAGAAAAGAGUGUAUUAGUAAGUCAUAUAACUAAUUUGCUUGUACUACUUUAAGAUGUGGCUUUGAAUUAGAUGGAGAGUUAGCAGAAAUAUAUGGAUCUUGUAUUUAAAGAUAAUGUAUUAGUGAUUCAGAGGAAGUUUAAAAAUUAAGUUUACAAACUUACUAAUGCUUAUAUGCUGCUAAAUAUAAUCCUGAAGACGAUCUAAAAAGAUUUUAGGAUUAUCAAUAAUUUUAAUAAGAAUUCGAAAAAGAAUUUGAAAAGAACUAGAAUGAAUAUAUUGAUGAGUUUUAUAAAGAAAUGA
Molecule: messenger RNA, 366 nt
Organism: Tetrahymena thermophila SB210
Lineage: Eukaryota; Ciliophora; Oligohymenophorea; Hymenostomatida; Tetrahymenidae
Exons: 1
Source: RefSeq, a predicted model, not a curated record